AUGGAAGGCCUGCUUGAUGUUGCCUCUUUUUCUACCAAACUUCAAAACACUCUCAUCCAGUACCAUAGCAUAGAAGAUGAUAAAUGGCAAGUUGCAAAGAAAAUGAAAGAUGUGACAGUUUGGAGAAUACCUUCAGAAGAAUUUAAUGGUUAUCUCUACAAAGCCCAAGGUGUUAUAGAUGACAUUUUUAAUAGAGUAAUAGACCAUUUAUGUCCAGGGCCCUGGCGCUUGGAUUGGGACCGUUUAAUGACUACAUUGGAUCUUUUGGAGUACCUUGAAGAGAAUUGCUGUGUUAUGUGUUAUACUACUGCUGGUCAGCUUUGGAAUAUAGUUUCCCCAAGAGAGUUUGUUGACUUCUCCUACACUGUGGGCUAUGAAGAAGGACUUUUAUCUUGUGGGAUAAGCCUUGACUGGAGUGAAAAGAGAACAGAAUUUGUUCGCGGAUAUAACCAUUCCUGUGGUUGGUUUUGUGUCCCACUUAAAGACAACCCAAAUCAGAGCCUUUUGACAGGCUAUAUCCAGACAGAUCUACGUGGAAUGAUCCCUCAAUCUGCAGUAGAUACGGCCAUGUCAAGCACUUUAACUAACUUCUAUGGUGAUUUAUGA
Molecule: messenger RNA, 606 nt
Organism: Jaculus jaculus (lesser Egyptian jerboa)
Lineage: Eukaryota; Metazoa; Chordata; Mammalia; Rodentia; Dipodidae
Product: stAR-related lipid transfer protein 4
Exons: 1
Coding region: 1-606 (201 amino acids)
Biological process (GO): cholesterol transport involved in cholesterol storage; cholesterol import; intracellular cholesterol transport
Cellular component (GO): endoplasmic reticulum; cytosol
Molecular function (GO): cholesterol transfer activity; cholesterol binding
Source: RefSeq, a predicted model, not a curated record